Messenger RNA from Chara braunii, 1026 nucleotides. NCBI's taxonomy places the organism in Eukaryota, Viridiplantae, Streptophyta, Charophyceae, Charales, Characeae. The record is from the annotation of a GenBank genome assembly.
UGCGGUCCACUACGGCCACGGUGUCUUUGUCCCCUAGACGGAUCGUAAUCGAGGAGUCGUAACCGGUAGAGGGGAUGUCACCGGCGGGUUGGCCGGUGCUGGGAGGAGGUCCUGGGACCGUGUUCAGGACGAGGAGGGACCCGCGCCUGCGGAGGGGUGUGACGUGGAGGUUGCAGGUUGAGGGGCCGAGGAUUGGCGGGUGAAUUGUCCAGCACUAGGGCAGUUAGUUUGUUGGUGUCCUAACUGACGACAACAGAAACAUCCACCCUUUGCCUGAAGGUAGGCUCUUUCCUCGGAUGUGAUUUUCUUGAGGCGGCCCAAGGGGGUGUUCAGAGAAUGGCGGCUGGAGCGAUCUCUCUUUUCCAUUCGCAUAGGGUGAUGGCAGAGAGUUCGUCGGGGGAGAGUGAUGUGGUGUCUGGCGGAUCGGAGAGGGUGUCAAGGUCCGGGGAGGUGAACUCGUCCAAGGAGGUGGUGGAGGUGGUGUCCUCGGAGGCGAUGUUGUCGAAGAAGCGAGGGCGGGGAGGGGCCGAUUCGGCCGUCAGCGAUGGGGAGCCAGUGGAUGAUGAGGAUGUCGUGGAGGGAGAAGGCUUGUUGGAGUUUGGUGAGAAAGAGGAGGACAUCCUCAUGGGGUUGGCCCGAGAAGGGGUUGUUGUCUUGGGAGAGGGGGGAGGUGGAGCGACCAUGGUGGAGGUAGUGGUGGAUGAGGGUGGGGGUGUACAGGUGGACAGUGUUGGUGUGGAGGUUGAAGCGGAGGCUUGUCCGGAGGAGGGGGUGGGUUGGGGUGUGGAGGAAGGGGGUGUGGUCGUGGUGACGACCGUGAUGGCGGGGGCGUUUCCCUCGAGCGUGGUGACACGAUUGAAGAUGGCAGCCAUCGUGGUGUUGAUGGUGGCGAGGGAGGAUGUGAGGGCGGUCAACGUUUGGAGGAUAGUUGCGAGUUCCACGGUGGUGGUGGUCGAAGUUGGCUGAUCGCGUGCGAGUUCGCGCGCAAUGCUGUUGACGGAGUCGGAACAAAGAUCAGACAUGUUG